CAGUAUGAGGGACACAAUAGGAAGGCCAGGGAAGACACUACCAUAAUACUCUAGGUAAGUGCUGUUAGUGGCUUGAACCAGUGAGGCUACUGUGGAGGUAAGAGAAGUGGUAGGAUUCUGGAUUCAUUUUCUUAAUUAGGCCUGCCUGGAUUUUCAGAUUUUGAGGAUGAGAGAGGGGGAGAGAGAAAGGUACUAUUGAGGCCUUACUUCGGGCUUUUUGGAUUUAGUAUCUGGAAGAAUGGAAACUCCAUCAGCUAGACCGUAAAGUUACCAGUAAGGUUUAUUUCACUGGGGAUAUCAGAAUUUUGGUUUUUAGGUACUUACAUCUAAGAUGUUGGAUUAACAAUUAGUAGAGACAUCAAGUUCUGGCCACAUUGGUUUGAAAUUUGGGGAAUGGUUUAAGAUGGAGACAUCUAAAAGAUAUAGUUAGUGUUUGACCCAUAACUAGGAGGAAUUAUAUUUGUCAUAAUGGUAGUGCUGUCCACAGCCCAGGUAAGGGAAAAUGGAGCUGUGCCUGGGUCUUGUACUUGGACACCUGAGUAGACAUGGUAAGCAUCAUAAACAGAUGUGGAGAGAGAAUUGACCAUGGAAGGGCAUGACAAAAUAGAUUAUCUGGUAGGUGGCUAAGGCUUCUAAGGCAUAAGGGAGAUAGAAUGGUCACAGAAACAGGAAUAAUUAGAAGAUGACACCAAGGCCAUGACUGAAUUUUUCUUCCCCUCCAAAUUUCAUACAUUGAAAUUCUAAUCCCAGAGGGACCUAAUCUUAAUCCCAGAGCUGAGGCCUGUGAGAGGUAAUUAAAUCAUGAGGAUGGAGUCCUUGUGUCUGGUAUUAGUGAAUGCCCUUUUAAGAAGAGGUCAGAGAAUAGCUAGUGCUCUUUUCACUAUGUGGAGAUACAAGGGGAAGUCAGCAGUCUACAGCCUGAAAGAGCACUCUCACCAGAACCUAACCAUGAUAGCACCCUGAAUUCAGCCUCCAGAUCUGUGAGAGAUUCCUGUUGUUAAUAAGCUACCCAAUGAGUAGUAGUGUUUUGUUACAGCAGCACAAUUGAAGAUCCUCAGUCUAGUGCUCAUUCACCAUGCUACAGGCUCACCAGGAUUGUCCACUUAAGCAGAUAGCUAAGUUUGGGGGCUGAUCAUCUGUGAGUGUCACUGGGUCUGGGGUAGAAUGUCAUUGAGGCUCUGAGAUACUUUGGUCACUGAGUUUGAGGGUUAAGAGUAAAAGGAAAGCUGUGACUGGUAAGUGGACAUCAAAAUCAGUAGAGAUAGAGGACGAGAGUUGUUUGAAAUCCUUAAGUGAUCCUGGGUAGCUGAGAUUGAAGCAAGGAGCAGAAUCAGACAGCCAGGCCUUCCGGCAGGCUCCUAGGCUGCGUGUUUCUGGAGGCACCAUCUGGAGGACCACUGAGGAAUGAUCUAAGAGAAGGGGAGACCGCAUUAUAUGCCAAGUCCACAGUGAAGAUGGUAUCUUCCUGCCCACCUUCCUGAUGGCUAUGGGAGGACACAGUGAUACUGGGACCACGACAGUGAGCUUCAGAGGCACUGGGAUGUGGUAUUCCUCUGAAAUAGGAAUGUAGGAAGAAGGGCAAACAGGAUGGACAAGCAAGUGCAUGAAGUUGGAAUUCUAGAGGAGAAGUUUAUUGUGGAGUGACCUUUCCCCAUUAUGGCAGGACUGUGUGACCUUUGAGGACGUGGCCAUUUACUUCUCACAGGAAGAAUGGAGACUACUUGAUGAGGCUCAGAGGCUUUUGUACCUCGGUGUGAUGCUGCAGAACUUUGUACUUGCAAGCUCACUGGGUUGUGGGCAUGGAACAGAGGAUGAAGAGAUACUUUCUGAGCAGAAGGUUUCAGUAGCAGUUUCACAGGUCAGGACUUCUAAGGCAGGUUCAUCCAUGCAGAAGACUUACCUCUGUGAAAAAUGUUUCCCAAUUCUGCAGGACAUUUUGCACCUGGAUGAUCUACCUGGGCAGAAAUUCAGAACUAGGACAUAUGCAGAUCUUCACCAGCACCAAAAGCAUCACAGUACAAAGAAGCUCUUGAUGAGGGAUGUUGAAAAAUCCUCGUAUUUGAAACACUUCCUAUUCCACAUGUCAAGGAAGCCCUUUGCCAGUUGGGAGAUUGAGAAGGACCUCCCAGCCAUGUGGAGCCUUGUCAAGUCCCCAGCAUUUCCCAGUAGUGAAAAGCCCAAUAAUACCUCCAAGGGUGGGGAGGACAGUCAUAGUCAUAAAAGUCAUAAGUCAAGAGAAUGUGGGAAUUCUGCCAGCCACAAGCACACUCUUGUUCACCGCCCCAAAGUUACCACUGGUAAAAAGCUUUAUGAAUGCAGCAAAUGUGGGAAAACCUUCCGUGGCAAGUACUCACUUGAUCAGCACCAGAGGGUACACACUGGAGAAAGGCCUUGGGAGUGCAGUGAAUGUGGGAAAUUCUUUAGCCAAACCUCCCACCUGAAUGAUCACCGGAGAAUUCACACUGGAGAAAGGCCUUAUGAGUGCAGUGAAUGUGGAAAAUUAUUUAGACAAAACUCCAGCCUUGUUGACCACCAGAAAAUUCAUACUGGAGCAAGGCCUUAUGAGUGCAGUCAGUGUGGGAAAUCCUUUAGCCAAAAAGCCACCCUGGUUAAACACCAGAGAGUUCACACUGGAGAAAGACCUUAUAAGUGUGGUGAGUGUGGGAAUUGCUUUAGUCAAAGUGCCAUUCUUAAUCAGCACCGCAGAAUUCACACUGGAGCAAAGCCUUAUGAGUGUGGUCAGUGUGGGAAAUCCUUUAGCCAAAAAGCUACACUCAUUAAACACCAGAGAGUUCACACUGGAGAAAGGCCUUAUAAAUGUGGCGAAUGUGGGAAAUCCUUUAGUCAAAGCUCCAUCCUUAUUCAACACAGGAGAAUUCACACUGGAGCAAGACCCUAUGAGUGUAACCAGUGUGGAAAAUCCUUUAGCCAAAAGUCUGGCCUCAUUCAACAUCAGGUAGUUCACACUGGAGAAAGGCCUUAUGAGUGUGACACGUGUGGGAAUUCCUUUAGUCAGUGUUCUAGCCUCAUUCACCACCAAAAAUGUCACAAUGCAUAGGGGCAUCAUGAAAGCAACAAAUACAGGGAAGUUUUCAGCCCAAGGUUUAGCAGCUCCUGAAAGCCCGCACUUGAGAAAGGCCUUAGACCUGUAGGCAGUGUCAUCUUUUUCAGAGAGGCUUUGUGAAGGAACCACCUGCCUAAAGUUACCAUACUUCCUACUGCCCACUGAGGGCAGUGUCCCCGUGUGUUCGUGAUGAGUGAGCCUUCCAGGAGCUCCAUGCACUUCUCAACUGAUGGGGCCAUGUCAAGAGCUAAGUCACUGCCACUUUGUCUGGUAGAAGGCAUCUUCCUCUGCCACUUUGCACAGUGUCCAGCGGUCACUGGAGCACGUGAGGGAAGGCGAAUGCUUACUCCCUGGAGGAAGUCUUGAGCAACCUGGGUCUUCAAGGAGAGUUCUUUCCCUUUUCUGACUGAUUAAAGCACACACAUAACCUAGUUUUUACCAUGAAAACCUAGUCUGCUGGAGGCUUUCAGGAAUGGCUGAUUUUUUUCAUCAAAAAGUUGUUUUUUCAGUCUCACAUGACAGUUGGGUUAAUUUUUUCAGCCUUCUAUUUACCAAAUGGUAACUACCUGCCUUGCAUUAGUCUUGAUUGUGUGCUAAUAAAUGCCUUAUUGUUAAAGCUACCUUUAAUUAUGGGGUUGAGUUUACGAUGUCGGGAGGCUGGAAGACACUUUGUGCUAUUUGAAAGGAUGGACAGCUUUCGUGGGUCAACUGUUCUUCAGGGACAGUAAAAUGACAGUUCUCGUUUUGCUUUCAGGCUGGUUUGUAUUGCUGCCCUAGACAACAUAGGAAAUAAUGCAGGAAUUUUGCCCUGAUUUGUGGCUUGGUUGGUUACAAUUUUCUGUGAGACUAUAGGUCCACCUGGGGAGAGGCCAGCUAUUGUGACAGGUUUCUGUGAUUGGGUGAAUAGAAUGAAUUCACUCUCUUGUUCCCGGAAGAUGUUGUUUUGCAAUGCCCAUGUGGAGGAGAAAAUCUUCACAGGGCUUUACAAGAAGCCAUCUGCCCUGAUACCAAUCAUUCCAUUUCAUAGAUUGGUGUCACUCAGAUGAUGGCUGGAGCCAGCUGUGAACCUUAAUUGGUUUAGAAAUCAUAAAUACUGGGUGUGGAGAAGGAACUUACAGUAAACUGCAUGAAAUGUGCCUCUUGCAAAGGUGCAUCCACAUAUCUUCCAGUGACUGAGCAUUCACAGGACCUAGAGGUCUGUGUAUGCCCAAUAGCUGUGGUCAUUGUCAAGGAAAAUAAAGGUUUUGUGGAUUCAUAUUGUCUUUCUGGGUUGUUCACCUGAAGUGCAUUGCUAUAGAAGCAGGAAAAUAAGGAGAUCCUGGUGAUCCUACAGUCCAGGGUUAUAGCUCUGGUGAUCCUGUCAGUGUUCUGUUGUCUGAUAUUACAACAGCAUUCCUUACUGCACCAAUAGAGAGCUGACCUUUCCCAUGCAUGAGGAUGGAGAUAGUGGAAUCAACAUGGGUUAUUACCAGAAAAAUAGUUUAGGCUUUAAAUUUGGUUUUGGAAUCACUUUUUAUAAACUUAUUUAUAUAUAGUUACUUGGAAUAACUGAUGUUUAUGGUGUAUAAUUUGAAAAGUUUUGUCUCAUAAAUUCCUGAAACCAUUAUAGUGAUCAUAAAUAUAUCUACAAUUUACCUCAUGCCAUAUUUUCUCCCCAUAUUCCCCAGGUUUGCAAGUAUCCAGUAAUUUACUUUUAUUCACAUGACAAUAACUUGUGAAUGAAAUAUUUUAUGAAUGCAACUACACAUUUUUUGCUACAUGAUUAUUUUGAGAAAGAAUCAUCUCUACUGCUUAUAUGAACAGUUCAUCCUUUUUGUUGCUGAGUCAUAUUCAGUUCUAUGGAUAUGCUAUUGUUUAUUUUCUAUCUAUUUAUUUAUUUGUGCUGGGGAUUGAACCCAGGGCCUUGUGCAUGCAAGGUAAGCACUCUACCAACUAAGCUAUGUCCCCAUCACUUAAUGAGCAUUUGGAUUAUUUCCUGUUUGGGGAUGUUAAAAACAAAGCUACUGUGAAUACAGGCAUAGGAUUCUUAAUGUGCAUAUGUGGUUUAUUUGUCCUGUGAAAAUAAUUCAGAGUUUGUGUUUUGCAUUAAAAAAAAACUGUCAAACUGAUCUAGAUGUAUUGUACUCACUGAAUUCCCACCAACAAUAUGUGAACAUUUCUGUCCUUCCACCUUCUAGCCAGUACUUGAAAUGAUUAGUCUUUUAAAUUUGAGCUGUUUUAAUGUAUUAUGGCAUCUCACUGUAGUUUUGAUUGCAUCUUUCUGAUGUUUCAUAAUGUUGGGCAUGUUUUGUUUGCCACUUAUGUAUCUUCUUUUAAAAAGGCUAUCUUUUUGCCUAUUUUAAAAUGUGUGUUGGUGAUGUAGUUUUCAUUAACAAAUAGACAUAUAUAACAAGAACAUGUUGGAACUUACUCAUUCUUCAGUAAAUGAGGGUCUUUGCUAAAUAGGAAAUUGUUUUUGAAUGUUGGAAAAAUAUUUUCUCAAAUUUUUUUGCCUAUUCACAGUGCAGGAACUUACAGUAAACCGCAGUCACAGACACUAUAUAUUUUAAGCAUUUUGUGCAUUAUUAGUAACAGCAAACCCUCUUUUUAGAGUUUGUCAAUUAUCCUAGUAGAAUACUCUCACCAUGGCCAAUUCAAGUUCUAAAAUGAUGUCACUGAACAUAGAGUUGGGGAGAGAUAUGCAAUAGCACAUAAUUAUGUUUUAUUCUCAUCAUACUGAUAUAGUAGUCACAAAUAUACAGAUGUAAAACAGUAAAAUAAUUAGAAAGUAACAACUUUUGAGUAUAACCUUAGAUUUUUCAAGGUAGCUUGAUGUGUAAUUAUCAUACAAUAAACUAUGCAUAUUUAAAGUGUAUAAUUCCUGUUUUUAUGUCAGUACUCAGAAUUUUUUUUUCAGUUUACCUCAGGCCUUCUACACCAGCAAGCCAUCCUGUUAUAAGGGGAGAGCAACAGCCUUAAGGGUGCAGAGCUCUUUAAUGGAGAAAAAAAGGCAUGACCAACUGGGUGAAUGAAGGAAAAUAGUUAGGAAGAAAAUGUGCUGGAGGUCUCGGUGAGUUUAGCAAAAGUGGGAAAGUCUCAAGCUGCAGAUCCAGUUUGAUCAGCAAAAGCAAAUUCACAUUGGAGAAAGGCCCUAUGAAGAAUCAGUUCCACGUCAGUCAACACUGGAGAUUUCACACUGGAGCAAACCCACACUAAUGCAGUGAGGAUGAAAAUCUUUCAGGAAAAAAAUAUCCUCACAGAACAUCAAAGAGGUCACACUCCAGGAAGGCCUUAUGAGUGCAGUGAACAUGGGACAUUAUGUAGGUACACAUCCAACCCCAAUCAACUCUGGACAUUCCCUCUGGAUCAAAGCCAUAUACAUGUAUGGAGUGUGGGAAAUCUUUCAAGGAUAAAUCUGUCCUCAUUCAACACCAAAGAGUUCAUGCUGGAGGGAGGCCUUAUGAAUGCAUUGCAUGGAAAAUCCCUAGGCCAGAAAUCUAUUCUCCUUCAACGUUAAAGAGUUCACAUUGGAGAAAGGCCUUAUGAAUGUGAGAAAUCUUUUAGCCACAAAAGCUACCAUAUUUAACAUCAGGGAGUCCUCACAUUAAAAAGGCCUUACCAAGUCGUGAAGAUGGGAAGUUUUUUAAUUUUAUUUUUGUCUGUUUAUUGGUAGUACUCGGGAUCAAACCCAAGACAUCACACAGGCAUGCUAGGCAAGUGCUCUACCACCAAACUACACUCCCUGCCCUUUUAAAUUUUGAGAUAGGGACUCACUAAGUUGUAUAAGCUGACUUUAAACUUACCCUCCUCCUGCCCCAGCCUCCCACCCCCCACCCAGGUGCAACACUGUGCCUGGUCAGAAAGUCUUUAGUUGAAGAUAUGGCCUCCUCAAAAUAGGAAAAUUCAUAUAUAGUGAAUAUGGUAAAUCUUUUAGCAGCAAAUCUGACCUUAUAUAGCACUGAAAAUUUUACAUAGGAUAAAGGCCUUAAGUAUUUAGGGAUUGUGCUUUUUACCAUAUUCAAUAUUCAUGUAUUACAUAAAUACACUGAGAUUAUUUGAAAUACAAUGGAGUACAGCAAGAAAGAUAGCAAUAAUAUAAAUUAACUCAUUUUAUUAAAUGAGAAAUAAGCACAGGUAAGUAUAAUGACCCUGGAGGAAACUUUGUGGGUAGUCUUACUCAAUUGUGUGUGUAUUGGGAUAUGGUGUUUUCCGGCAUCCAAGGAUUCCUCAUAAGAUUCAGGUACAUGAGAAGCACGAGUAGCUGUGUCAUAUUUUUGAAACUUUCCCAGGGAUCUUAAUAUUAAUGUCACUGACAGUUUCUGUGACUGAAGUCAUGUUAUUCUAAUCAGGCAGAUCCACCAAGUGUACAUUGUUUUCCAUCUCUCUGUGCUCAGGGAAUCAGACCUCUAUACUCUUCCGUUUGUUGGAAGAAAUCAUGAAUAGUCUUGAGUUGUUAGGAAAGUUCUUAUUCUUUUCUUUCUGACCUGUUGUGGCAUGUAUCUAACCCUCUUUUGGCUCAAAGGAUUCAAUCAGAACUCUCCUGCCAACUUGCAGAGAAAACCCCACCUUUUCAACAAAUAUUUGGACUUAGGUGAUAGUUGUGACAUUUUUUAACUUUCAAGUUUCCAAACCAGGAGCUGCUUAUUGAACAUUGCACUUGUUUGUGCAAUAAUAAAGCCUUUUUUGCACGA
Messenger RNA from Ictidomys tridecemlineatus (thirteen-lined ground squirrel), 7734 nucleotides. The record is from RefSeq and is a predicted model, not a curated record. Lineage: Eukaryota; Metazoa; Chordata; Mammalia; Rodentia; Sciuridae.